CGGACUAGGAGCAAGGAAGGCCAGAUGGACCAAGAGGCCCCACCCUCUCCAUCCUCCCUUAGCCAGGGGUCAGGGCCUGGCCAGGAUGCUCCUGCCCAGCACAUCUCUCUGGCCUCUGGGGUCAUUUCGGAAGGAGCUUGCGAGCUGGGCCGGUGGGGCCUUGUGGCCUGUACCCUGUGAGUGACUGGGGCCAGGGGAGCUUCAAACGGUUCUUGAAGAUGGUGCCAUUAUCAUCCUCCCCAUCCCCAUGAUGCAGAUAAAAAAUAACUGAAGAAGACAGAGAGAGUGACUUGCCCAGGAUCACAAAAGUAGUAGAAGAAGCAGAAUCUGAACUCUGGCUUUCCUGACUCCAACAGCCCCUUCUAUCCACUAUGCCAUUUCCCCAUCCCAAGUGUUGGAGGUGAGAUGAGAAGCUUGCUUCCUUGACUCCAGAGCCAGGACUUUCCCCACUUCAUCCCACUGGUGCCACCUUCGUUGGGCUUCUGCAAGGUUUUUAAAUAAUAUUCCUGGAAGGCAAGAAGGACAAGAUGAUCCUGGAAAUGCUCAAUCCAAUGCAUUACAACCUCACUGGCAUGGUACCUGAGGCAAUGCCAGCUGCUACUAUGCCUAUCCUCCUCCUCACCUGCUUUCUUCUCUUGGUUUGGAGUUAUGAAGAUACUUCCUUAAUACCAGGUCCUGGUUACUGUAUGGGAAUUGGUCCCCUCCUUUCACAUGGCAGAUUUCUAUGGAUGGGAAUAGGCAGUGCCUGUAACUAUUACAACAAGAUGUAUGGUGAAUUUAUGAGAGUAUGGAUCUGUGGAGAGGAGACUCUCAUUAUAAGCAAGUCUUCAAGUAUGUUUCACAUAAUGAAACAUAGUCACUAUAUUUCUAGGUUCGGAAGCAAACUUGGGUUACAGUGUAUUGGAAUGCAUGAAAAUGGUGUCAUAUUUAAUAAUAAUCCAGCUCUCUGGAAAGCUAUUCGACCUUUCUUUACAAAAGCUUUGUCUGGGCCGGGUCUUGUGCGCAUGGUGGCUGUUUGUGUUAACUCAACUGUAAUUCAUCUGGACAAACUAGAAGAUGUCACCAAUGAACUGGGUUAUGUCAAUGUGCUGAACCUCAUGAGACGCAUUAUGUUGGAUACCUCCAAUGUCCUCUUCUUGGGUAUUCCUCUGGAUGAAAAUGCCAUUGUGGUCAAAAUACAGAGCUAUUUUGAUGCUUGGCAAGCUCUCCUUCUCAAACCAGACAUCUUCUUUAAGAUAUCUUGGCUAUACAAAAAGUAUGAAAAGUCUGUCAAGGAUUUGAAGGAUGCCCUAGAAAUCUUAAUAGAGGAAAAAAGACAUAGGCUUUCUACAGAUGAUAAACUGGAAGACUGUAUGGAUUUUGCUUCACAAUUGAUUUUUGCCCAGGGUCGUGGAGACUUGACAGGUGAGAAUGUGAACCAAUGCAUCCUGGAAAUGCUGAUUGCUGCUCCAGACACCCUAUCUGUCACUGUGUACUUCAUGUUACUGCUGAUUGCAAAGCACCCAAAGGUCGAAGAAGCAGUAAUGAAGGAAAUCCAAACUGUUAUUGGUGAGAGAGAUAUUAAGAUCGGUGAUGUGCAAAAAUUGAAAGUAGUAGAAAGUUUUAUUUAUGAGAGCAUGAGAUACCAACCUGUUGUGGACUUGGUCAUGCGCAAGGCUUUGCAAGAUGAUGUGAUUGAUGGCUAUCCAGUGAAAAGAGGAACUAAUAUUAUCUUGAAUAUUGGAAGGAUGCAUAGACUCGAGUUUUUCCCAAAGCCAAAUGAAUUUACUCUUGAAAACUUUGCAAAGAAUGUACCUCAUCGUUAUUUUCAACCAUUUGGUUUUGGCCCUCGUGGCUGUGCAGGAAAAUACAUUGCCAUGGUAAUGAUGAAAGUCAUCCUUGUUACAGUGUUGAGGAGGUUCCAUGUACAGACAUUGACAGGAUGCUGUCUUGAACGCAUUCAGAAAAAAAAUGACUUGUCUUUGCAUCCAGAUGAGACCAGGGACUUUCUGGAAAUGAUUUUUAUUCCAAGAAACACAGAAAAAUGCCAAGAACAAUAAAGAUGAUUAUUCAGCAUCUUCUCAAGAAUAGUCUUCAUCCAUAGUCCAUCUGACAAACAUCCACCCUUCCCAGGUAGUAUCAUUAUUAUGAUGAAUAUUUAGCUGCCUAUAAUGUUUUUCAGGCUCAAGACUUACAGGUCAUCAGAAAACUGGAAUUUUGUCAUCUUCAAACCAGGAUAACAGACUGCAAGAAAAAAGCCUUUUUUCGUUUGGGGUGAAAAUGUUAACAGAGAAAGCGUAGCCUUUUUUAAGGACCUGAUUCCUCAUGUGUACUUUGGGAAAGAUAGGCCCCCAGCAAAUCUCAUUUCUGAAUUGCAACAGGAUCGCUGGUGCCCUAUAUUUUAAGAACAUUUGAAUGGCUAUUUCAGAUAUUAUUUAAGGCUAAUUGGACCCAAGCAGAAUGAGUUGGAGAAGUCAAGCAGCUAUCUAGAUGAUUUGAGCAAAAGAAAUCUAUUGUGGAUUUAAAAAAAAAAAAAAGAUUUGGGGCAUGAGUCAUCCAGCUUUUCCUACACAGAUUAAAUUUAAUAGGCAAAUGUUUAGAAGUGCACCAUUUGACUUUGUAUGUAUACAACCAUAAACUGUACACAGCUAACUCUUGAUUACCCAUUGUAGAAACUGAUCAACUAUUGGGGGGGGGGAUCACAUGUUACAUUCCAAAGUUCAGUAUGAUGACUUUUUAAGUGAUCUAAAUCUUAUAUUGUAUAACACUAGUAUGGAUAAUGGAGAGUUGACUAUGAAAUAUUAAAAAAUUGUAACCAUA
Molecule: messenger RNA, 2799 nt
Organism: Monodelphis domestica (gray short-tailed opossum)
Lineage: Eukaryota; Metazoa; Chordata; Mammalia; Didelphimorphia; Didelphidae
Gene: CYP19A1
Product: cytochrome P450 family 19 subfamily A member 1
Biological process (GO): response to estradiol; female gonad development
Cellular component (GO): endoplasmic reticulum
Molecular function (GO): heme binding; iron ion binding; aromatase activity
Source: RefSeq, a predicted model, not a curated record